AUGCAGCCGGGCCCAAGAGUCAUCUUGAUCCAAACUAUGAAUGACCUAGCUGUCGGUCGGAAAUGCCCUGAAGAGGCAUUUGCUUGGGAAGGGCGGGACAAACAUCUCCUGGCAGUUUAUGGGCCUCCAAAUCCAGCCGCACUUGGCCCUGUCGAUGAUACUGAAUAUAUCUUGCUAAAUCCUGAGCCUCUCACAUUACCAUAUGCAUCUGGUGGACAGUUCGUUGAAGUCAAGAUUUACUCAUGGAAUGAAAUGACUGGACCGCUCAGGAGCGAAGAUAUUACCGUUUGGUCCAACAGCACAUCAGCAACAGACGGAAACACCAUUGUGGAAGGAGUGCAUACAUAUGAUACAAGAGAAAAGUCCCACCCUUGUUCGGUUCGUUGA
This is a messenger RNA of Cylindrotheca closterium, 387 nucleotides long. Lineage: Eukaryota; Bacillariophyta; Bacillariophyceae; Bacillariales; Bacillariaceae. The record is from the annotation of a GenBank genome assembly.